CAGGGGAGAACUCUGCAGCGAUGCAACACGACGCCUUGCCGGAGACCAGCAGCUCGGCCACACCUGCCUCCAACGCCUCCGCCACCUGCCACACCUGCUUCACCCAACACCUGUACCUGCUGGCCGCCUCCUGCCUCGCCACCUGCACCGCCACCUGCCGCAGCGUCACUAUGUCUUCCUCUUUGACUUCCUCCGCCUCCUCUUGGAUGGCCGCGACGGCCGCUUCCUGGAAGAUUUUGACCGUCGCGUUGGCCAGUUGCAGGAAUUUAGCCAAGGCUUGGAUUGGGGCCGUUUGGCAGGCUGUACCGAGCUGGAUCUUCGAAGGGCCGCGUACCUGGAUGGCAGAGUCGUUAGUCGUUGGCAUAACCACUUGUCAAGGGCUCUGUCUUCGGGUGUUCAAGUGGCUGGCGGCCCUGUUCACUCGCGUCGACAGAUGGCGCCUUCUAGAGGGCCACCUGGCCAGUAUAACCUAUAGGGGAAGCAGCAGCAGGCAUGAUAGGAGAAGAAAAUUUUUAACAAGAUGAUGGACUCUGUGUUUGUGUCUGUGUGUCUGUCUGUACUUGCACGUAUAAUCACUAUGAUCUGAGUCCCCUCUAUAACCCAUCAGUUCUCGUUGUGUUAAGUAUUCCAGUAUAGGUUUUGUAUAUAGCAUAACGUUUGUACCUUCAAGCUUUCAAAGGCGAAUUAUGUGGAUCUUGAUAUAUAUA
This is a messenger RNA of Procambarus clarkii (red swamp crayfish), 707 nucleotides long. The record is from RefSeq and is a predicted model, not a curated record. Lineage: Eukaryota; Metazoa; Arthropoda; Malacostraca; Decapoda; Cambaridae.